UACAUCUGAUUUCGGUUUGACUGCAGCUUGUUGGAGCUUCAACAGAGAAGCAGUCUGCUACUUGCUGUAAGAACGAGGACACUGAGUGCUGUGGUUUGCUUCUGUGGGCUGUUUUAACUCUGUUCAUCUGCAGUCGUCGUGCAGCGACGCAUGUGUUGACCAAAGGAGGGAAAUUAUGCAAAUGUAAAUGAAGUUGUAUGCUGCUUUUUUCUUAAACACUUCAGCAGCUGAAUCCAGUUCACUUCAGUGGAUGAUCAAGACGACAGCUCGUCUGGGCUCCUGCAGAAUGUGCACCAAUGACACAAACCUUACCUGCAAAGUGGAACUGCAUUAUGGUUUGGCUUUUUGUCCAGUCUUCCUUCUGGGUGUCCUCAUCAACGCCGCUGCUCUGCGAGCCUUCGUUGCCAAACGGAAACACUGGACAGACACCCACAUCUACAUGUUAAAUCUGGCAAUCGCCGAUUUAACCCUCAUCCUUUUCCUCCCCUUCAGGAUUUACGACGCCUUCUUCUGCCUGCCCAAGAAUUGCUUGUGUACCUUCCUCAUUCAGACUCACUAUGUAAACAUGUAUGCCAGCAUCCUGACCACAGCAUCCAUCGCCGUGCAUCGGUACCUGGCUAUAAGGUUCCCGCUACAGACCAGGUUCUGGAGGAGGAAGAAGGAGACAGCUGUGUGUGUGUGUGUCUUCAUCUGGACAUUUCUGGUGACAUUGAGCAUUAUCUUUAAAGAUGAAAGCAAACCCGAGAACCUGUGGACGUGCUAUGAAAGAUGCGAAGACAUGCGCUUGAAUCCAUGGUUUCUUGGACUGCUGCUGUCUGUGGGCUUUCUCAUUCCAUUUCUGAUUAUUACUUUCUGUUCCAGUCAGAUUAUCUGGAUCAUAUUCAAGGUGCAGGAUAAGUCAGAGGAAAUGAAAAGCGUUGCUAGAAUGGUAACAGCAAACAUGAUCGUUUUCAUUGUUUGCUAUACUCCAAUCCACAUUUCCUUUGUUGUAAACUACUUCUACACCCCGCCUCUAAAAUGGAUGUCUGCGUAUUUACCAGCUCAUAUUUUUUUUAACGUGUCGGAGAUGAUCGCCUCCACAAACUGCUGUUUUGAUGCUUUCGGGUAUUACUUUUUACUGAAGCGGUAUUAUUCAUAAAGCUCAGCUGCAUUUUUGCAUUUGGUGUUUUUUACAUUCACAUAUGCUGUAGUUCUUUUUCCUUUACUGCU
Messenger RNA from Oryzias melastigma (Indian medaka), 1209 nucleotides. It is a transcript of the gene gpr35b, whose product is annotated as G-protein coupled receptor 35 b. The record is from RefSeq and is a predicted model, not a curated record. NCBI's taxonomy places the organism in Eukaryota, Metazoa, Chordata, Actinopteri, Beloniformes, Adrianichthyidae. Gene Ontology annotation, molecular function: G protein-coupled receptor activity. The transcript has 2 exons. The coding region runs from base 188 to 1138 and encodes 316 amino acids. Gene Ontology annotation, biological process: phospholipase C-activating G protein-coupled receptor signaling pathway; positive regulation of Rho protein signal transduction. Gene Ontology annotation, cellular component: membrane.